Messenger RNA from Daktulosphaira vitifoliae (grape phylloxera), 3970 nucleotides. Its product is annotated as protein toll-like. Gene Ontology annotation, molecular function: transmembrane signaling receptor activity; protein binding. NCBI's taxonomy places the organism in Eukaryota, Metazoa, Arthropoda, Insecta, Hemiptera, Phylloxeridae. The record is from RefSeq and is a predicted model, not a curated record. The coding region runs from base 547 to 3426 and encodes 959 amino acids. Gene Ontology annotation, biological process: toll-like receptor signaling pathway; immune response. The transcript is spliced from 4 exons. Gene Ontology annotation, cellular component: membrane.
UUUCAAUUCUUGCAGACAAUUUUUCUUAAGACAUAAAUGUGUUGUUCUUUGACUGUUAACUUUAAAUUGAACCUUCAAACUAUAUAAAAAUAAAAGUAACUUAGAAUAUAACAUAUUACCCAAGUUAAGUGUUAUUUGGAUAUCAUAAUUUUAAUGUAGGCAUUGCUGAUGCAAGGAAUGUAUUAUGUGUGCACUCAUGAAUUGUAGGACCAUAAAAAUUAAAUUAAUGAUUAAAAAAAAUGGUUCUUUUUUACUAAAAAUAUUUUUUACGAGUUUCCCAAAAUUAUUUCACAUGAACCCCUAUGGUUAUUUGAUCCUGACUGAUGUGUUAAAAUAUAAAUUUAAUAGUAUGUUCUCUGUGUAAAAAAAAACAUUUAAUUGAAAUAUGGAUGAAAAUUUUUUAUUAUACAGUGAAACUCCUUUUCAAAAGACUAUUAGACAAUAACCUCUUUUGAACGAAAAAUAUUUUUUUCUACAGCGUUCUGUUGAAAGGAGAUUUCAUUGUAAUAAAUUAUCAUUAUUAGCUUUGAUGCAAACCUGAGAAGAAUGAAGUGGAUAUCUUAUUUCUUAUUAAUUCAUCUCAUAGGCGAAGCACUAUCAGAACUAACAUGUUUGAAAAGUGACAUAUGUUUUUGUCAGAAGAGAGUAGAUGAUGAAGAGAUGGAAGUAAUGUGUAACAACGCAUUGUCAUUAAAACUCACUUCAACAGAGUCAUCGGUUUAUAUUCAGUGUACUGCAGAUAAUAUUAUAUGGGAUCAGGUUUUUAAGCAAAUAGAUAUUACAUCAAUUUACUAUAAAAAUUGCCCUUUAUUAAACAUUGGCUUUAAUAAAACCAUUUCAAAAUUGGGUAUUCGAGAUUAUCAAGUUAUAAUAUUAUCUUACAUAAAACUCAACAAUAGUUUAGAAAGUGUUUAUUUGUCAAAUUUGCAGAAUAUUAAACAUUUAGAAAUUAGUAGCUCAAUAAUUACACUGACUAAUAAAUCUUUUGAAGGAACACCAAAUUUAACAAAAUUAUUGUUACGUCAAAAUUCUAUAGAAAAAUUACCAAUAAAUCUGUUUAAGCAUUUAAUUUCUUUAGAAAUACUUGAUCUAGGAGCCAAUAAAUUAACCUCUUUAGAUGCUAGUCUCUUUGAUGGUCUUCCAUUAAAAAGUUUAAACUUGGAUUCUAAUCACUUGACUACUUUAAAUUUACAUGUUCCAAGUUUAAAACAUUUAGAUUUAAGUAAUAAUAAUUUAACUAUUAUUGACAUUAAAAAUCUAAAUAAUCUUAAGGAUCUUUCUUUGAACAAAAAUUUUUUUACUAAAUUGCAUGAUAGUCCAUUCAUUAAUACUUCUAUAGAAACUUUAAAGUAUAAUUAUGGAAAUUUAUCACUUCCUGAUAAAUUUUUAACUAAUUUAAACGGAUUACAAAAGAUACAGUUUAAAUCAUUAAAUUUAGAAUUUUUACCAGAAAAUAUGAUUUGGGGAUCAAGAAACAUAACUGAGCUGUCAUUUUCAUCUAAUCGCUUAAAAACUGUGCCAGUUUUAUUUUUUCGGGAUUCAGUAAAUAUCAAGGAAUUAGAUUUUUCUAAGAACCAAAUUGAAGACAUUAGUUUAGAAUUAUUAAGACCACUGGAUAAGUUGGAGAAAUUGGAUUUAUCUAAAAAUAACCUUGUCCAAUUAAAGUCUUUUUUAAAACAUUCAACAAAUUUAAUGUAUUUAAAUUUAGAAAAAAAUAAAAUUUGGAGUAUUGAUUAUGGAGCACUACGUUUAUCAAAGUUAAAAGAACUGAAGUUAUCAGAUAAUCAAAUUAUAAGUUUAAAGUCAGAUUUUGAAUUUUCUUUACAAUAUUUAUCGCGUACUGAAGUUAUAGAUCUAUCUCAUAACAAAAUUGAAAACAUUGAUCAAGGAUGGAUUAAUCUUGUAAAUUUAAAAAAAGUUAAUUUUGCUUAUAAUAACAUAUCUAUUCUAGGAAUUGAUGAUCUCCAAUAUUUUGUUAAUAUUGAAAAAACAGAUUUUAGAUAUAAUCCAUUACAGACAAUUGAUUUAUCAGGCUUAGAAAUGUUUGCCCAUUCACAAACAUGGAUGAAUAGUUCUGGAAAAAUAAUUUUAUCAAGUAAUGAAUUAAUUUGUGAUUGUCAUAAUUAUGAAUUAAGUAGAUUUUUACAAAAUCAAUUGCCAACCUAUGUCUAUAAAUACCUUAGAAUUGAACAAGAAUUAAUUUGUAAAAAUGGAAUGAUUUUUAAAGACAUUAAUCUAAAUAAUUUAACAUGUAUAUGGGACCAAUUUGAAGACUUGGAUAAAGUAGACUGUAGUUCAGAGUGUCGUUGUACUUAUCGACCUUUUGACAAUUCUGCAAUAAUGGACUGCUCUAGUAGUAAUUUAACUUCUGCACCUAAUAAUAUUAUAACAAGCAAAAAUUUGAACUUCACAGAACUUAACCUAAGAAAUAAUUUCAUCACAGAAUUGCCAGAUUAUUCCUAUGCAAAUAUUGGCAAAUUAGAUGUAGGAAAUAAUAGCUUAAAGAUUUUAAAUAUUACGAAACUUCCCAAAAAAAUUAUGGAGUUAAAUUUGGAAAAUAAUAAAUUACAAACAAUUGGAGAUGCAGCUUCUCCAGAUAUAUUUACUAAUCUGAUUCAUCUUUCACUCAGUGGUAAUUUAUGGUUAUGUAAUUGUGAAACUAAAAACACUUUAUACUUCAUUCACAAAUAUUCAUCAAAACUAACUGAUUUUACAAAUAUUACUUGUUCAUCGUCAAUAUUAUUACAAGACUUAUUGUUAGAAAAUUUGUGUCAAGUUUCUACUGCUAUUGUUGCUGUUUCUAUGUGUAUAGCUCUUUUUGGUUUAAGUAUUGGAUUUUUACUAGCUUUAUACUAUCGUUAUAAAACUGAAAUUAAAGUAUGGUUAUAUGCUCACAAUAUAAGAUGGCCUAUGGCAGAAGACUCUAUUGACCGUAAUAAAACAUAUGAUGCUUUUAUCAGUUAUUCUCAUAAAGAUGAAGAUUUUGUGUCAAAACAAUUGGUUCCUGGUUUAGAAGGAGGUACGAAACCUUUCAAAUUAUGUUUACACAAUAGAGAUUGGGUUGUUGGAGAUUGGAUCCCUGCUCAAAUAGCACGAUCAGUUGAUGAAUCACGAAGAACUAUUAUUGUAUUAUCUCAAAAUUUUUUGGAUAGUAUUUGGGGACGAAUGGAAUUUCGAACAGCACAUUCAAGUGCUUUAAAAGAACGUCGUAGUCGUGUUAUUGUAAUUCUUUAUGGAGAAGUAUCAGUAGAAGCAUUGGAUCCCGAAUUGAAAGCAUACUUAUCAAUGAAUACAUAUGUGAAAUGGGGAGAUUAUUUAUUUUGGGAAAAAUUAAAAUAUGCCCUACCACAUAGAUUUAUUGAACGAAAGAAACUUAAAAAUAAAAUAAUAGUACCUGAUAAAUUAAAUCCUUUAAGUUUGAUUUAAAUGUAAACUAAAUUUUUUUUUUUUUAAUUUAUAUAAUUUUGAUAAUUUUAUUAAUUUGGCAAAAUAGUAAUUUAUGUUAUUUAGACUCUUUCUUCUUGAGGAUGAUACAUUUUUUUGAUAAUUGAUUGAAUUUUAGUCUAUAUAUAAUUUUUAUUGUCAUAAUAAUGUACAAUAUCGAGUAUAAAAAUUUAAUCUUGACAAAGAAACUUGAGGUCAGUCAUCUAUUGGAUAAAUUCUAUAUGGGCUGCUUUUGAUUAAAAUUCACAUAAUUAAUACAAAAAUAAAAUAUUUGUUAUAUAGUUAUAAUAAUUUUAAUCAUAAUAUAAAAAACAUCUAAUAAUUUGGCUACUCUUUUCUUUAUUAAGUCUCUCUAGAUAUACACAUUGACAUAUAACUAAUAAUAUAAUGGACAUUCGAAAUUAUUUUGUAUUUUAAUUUGUAUGUUUAAGUAACUUUACGUAAAAAAAUUGUAAGUUUAUUUUUUUAAUUGAUUAUUUCUAUAAAACAAGCAUUUAUGACUUAUAUAUACAGGGUAUUUAUGUAU